AUGGCUGAGCCGGAGUGGCUUGGCACCGCCUUCUUUGCUCUCAUCGUGCUCAGCUUCAUUCCGGGGCCCUGGCAGGUCAUCCUGAGUCCGAUCAUCAGCCUGAUCAACUUGUUCUACAUGUUCAAGUUUGGGAUCUUUUUGCUGGCCAUCGCCGGGAUCUUCGGCCUUCAAUGGUACUUUGAGGCAACGACGACGGAAGGGCAAUGUCCAGGUUGCGGCGUCCUGCAGAGAGGUAGCAAGACCGAGCCCUUCAACUGCGGGAUGUGCGGCUUGGAGCUCGAGGUGAAAGAUGGGCAAUUCGUGCAGUAUAGGAAGAGCGGACAGGCGCCCCAGACACCCUUCGAGAAGAUGCGGGACUUUGCCAAGCAGGCUGCGGAGACGAAGCCUCCACCGAAGCCCUCAGCCCCCAAGGCUUCGAGGACUGGUUCCAAGAAGAGCUCCAGUGCAGAGGUGGUGGACGUUGAGGUACUCUGA
Symbiodinium natans is the source of this 474-nucleotide messenger RNA. Lineage: Eukaryota; Dinophyceae; Suessiales; Symbiodiniaceae. The record is from the annotation of a GenBank genome assembly.